This is a messenger RNA of Meloidogyne enterolobii, 837 nucleotides long. The record is from the annotation of a GenBank genome assembly. Lineage: Eukaryota; Metazoa; Nematoda; Chromadorea; Rhabditida; Meloidogynidae.
AUGUUUCCUCUCCCACGCCCUAUUACAUUUCAAAUCGACACAGAAUCUACUAGAUAUUCACUUUCAAAUGCUAGACUUUAUUCUUCUCAACGUCAUUAUUCUCUUGCUAUUCUUAAUUACAUUGCAGUUCUUAAAUCUCUCCCAACAGAAAAUCGUUUAAAAUAUUUGGAAGAAUUUUUAGUUACACUUCAAGCAUUUCUUCAUCGUGAAGCGAAUGAGACUAAUACAAAUGAUGUUUUACGUGUGGCAACAAUAAUUUAUGGAACAGAAUUUCGAUUUUGGCGUACAAUUGCAGAAUAUUAUUAUGUUAAAAGCAAAUUGUCUCGAUCUUUGGCUAAUUUUCAAAGGGCUCUUUUAUUUGCUAAGGGGGAUAUUGAAUGGCUCCAAGCCACAACAAGUAUUGAAAAUUUAAAGACGAAUUUAUUUGAUGCCUGGCAUUGGCGAAUGAUAAAUGAUGGGAAAAGAAAUGCAAAAUUUGUUGAAGCGAUUAAUGGAGCACUUAAUGCAAAACAAGAUGCGAGAGUAAUUGACAUUGGAUGUGGCUCUGGAAUUUUUAGUAUUGCUGCGGCUAGGAAUGAUAAUUCUGUACAUGCUUGUGAUCUUGAUGAAACAAUGUGCAAAAUUGCUCGUAAUUGUUUUAUACAAAAUGAUGUCCGAGUCAAGCUUUUUGAAAUGCAUUCGAAUAAAUUAGCCGUCAAAAAACGUUAUAAUUUACUUGUUAGCGAAACUGUUGAUUGUGCAAUUUUUGGAGAAAGAAUUGUAGAAACGAUUCUUGACGCAAAAGAACGCCUUUUAGAAGAAGAUGCAAUUUUAAUCCCAAAUAAGGCAUUUUCUUAA